Messenger RNA from Prionailurus viverrinus (fishing cat), 3770 nucleotides. RefSeq names its product gasdermin B (gene GSDMB). Gene Ontology annotation, biological process: defense response to bacterium; pyroptotic inflammatory response. The record is from RefSeq and is a predicted model, not a curated record. Gene Ontology annotation, molecular function: phosphatidylinositol-4,5-bisphosphate binding; phosphatidylinositol-4-phosphate binding; phosphatidylserine binding. NCBI's taxonomy places the organism in Eukaryota, Metazoa, Chordata, Mammalia, Carnivora, Felidae.
UCCUGCUCUGUGACCUGGCCUGGAUCAUCUGUCAGAACUUCUACCUCUGGUCUCCGUGGGCUGGCUGAGUGAUGGCUUGUGCGUGGCCUGGAAGGGGGUCAGUUGGGCAAUGACUUCAUAAAUGAAGGCGGAGUCCCGAGGGGUGCCCAGCCCUUUCCUCAGAAUGCCUUUCCCAGCUCUCACUUCUCUCCCCGUAGUGCUCUUUCCCUGGGAGGGCUGCAUUUCCUCCUGGCCUCUCUGUCUUUGGAGGAAUCUUCAUGCUUCCUCCCUUCUGCCGUGAGCAUGAGUGGGAGAGGAAGAGGUAGCCCCCCAGGACUUAUUUAGGCUCCUGGGGCCAGGAAAGGGGAGGAGUCCUUUAGUGGAGGAACUCUGAUCUUUGAGGUUCUGGACCGCUCAGUGUGAGCUGUGGCAGUGUUACGUGCUAUUCCUAGGACAGGUGCAAAGUCCCAGGUAGAUGGGAGGAGCUGCCUCAGGCAGGCUGGGCUUCUCUCUGGCUCUGGGCCAGCGUCACAGUGUGUUUGGAGUGGGUGUUGGGAAGAGUGCAGGGUCUUUGCCCACGUCUGCUGAGUGAGGCCCACACAGUGCUGGGAGGAGCAGUACACCUCCCUGGGCCCAGUCCUGGGGGUGGGGGUGCCCUGGGAGCUUCCAUGGACCUGCAGGAGUAUAGUCAGGGUGAGGGGCUGGGGCACAUCAACAACAACCAGCAUUCAAAUCCUGCUCUGCCACUUACUAGACUUGUGGCCUUGCCAAGUUACUUCUCUGAGCUUCAGUUUCUUCCUCUGUUGUAGAAGGAUAAUAGGCAUUAGGGCUGUUGUAGGAUUAGCACAACACCUGGUAUAGUAAAUACUGAACACGUGAUAGCCACAUUAGUAUCAUUACUGUCGUUAACUACCGCCAUAAUUUCUUUAAUGUUGUUUUGGAACUGAGGGAUAAGGGGGCCAGGAGACGGGCCAGGCUCGCUCCGGUGGUUUAUCUCUGAGGACUGAGGGGUGGGGGCCAGAGGCCUCUCUCUGGAGAAGGAGGUGGGUGGAGAGGACAGGUGGAGGCGUCUCCCUGAGAGGGCUAUGUGGGAGCAUGUGUGGGGAGGAAGGCUGAGUCCUCCUUGCUGGCCAGCCUGUUCCCCACAGAUGUUGGCUGCUGUAGCUCUCAGUCUUCAGCCUUGCCCACCGCAGCAUGGCAGCAUGGUAGCUGUUUCCAGCUCUAUCGCUCUCUUCAUACCCCUGACACGACCAUAGCCGUUGCCUGCUGGCACUUGGAUUGCAUGGUCCAGUAUGCCUCCUGCACCAUUCUCUGGCCCCAAACCCACCUAGAAUACAUACCAGGUAAAGAUUAUCUAUCUAUCUAUCUAUCUAUCUAUCUAUCUAUCUAUCUAUCAUCUAUCUAUCUAUCUAUCUAUCUAUCUUAUCUAUCUUACCUAUCCUACCUGUCUUACCUAUCUUAUCUCUGGCCUUAUCUGCCUCCAGCCCAGCCAUAAUGUGGCUUAUCUAAAGGCCUGAAAGAUGGGGCACCUAGCGCUACCCAGCUUUCCAGUUCUUUCAGUUCCCUUCUUAGGGCUUCCUGAGACACGGUGGCCAGGACCUGUGCAGAGCUCUUACAGAGGGAAUUCUCACAACCUCCAUUCCUCGUGAGCAGCUGAGUUGGUCCAGGCACAAUGUCCAGCCUAUUUGAGGAAAUCACGAGUUGUGGUCCAAGAGAUGGAGCUGGAGGGGAUAUGAUUGCUGUCAGAAGCAUCCUUGACUCUGACAGAUUUCACUGCUUUUCUUUGGUGAGUGGGAGGAGAAAUUUCCGGAGAUGCCAGUACCACAGGACAGACCUCACCCUAGAGGACAUAGUGGAGAGAGAGGAGGGUGAAGUGCUGUUUGAUAAGCUGGAUUCUGGGCUCCAAGGCCAAAAGGCUGAGUUCCAAGUUCUGGAUGUGGUAGACUCAAAAGGAAUGUUGAUAGUGAAAUUAUCCAAAGAAAUAAUAAUUGCAGGGACCUUCCACAGAUCCCACAAGCAGAGAAUCAAGACAUUGGAGACCUGGACCCAGCAGUAUCUGGAUUCCCUUGAGAACAGUGAGUUGAAGAGAAAACUACCUACUUUGUUGCAAUCAAUCGGAGAAAUGAGAGCAGACCUCUAUCUGGUGACAGAGACUCUGGAGACAGCAAGGAAGGAAACCCUGAAAACUGAAUGGCAGUGUAUGUUGUGGAGCUGGAUGGGAGGCAGGGUCUGUGAGAGAACCAGCCUUGGCCCACCCAUGGUAAGUCAGGGGGAUACCAGCCCAGAUGUCAGGCUCUUCAGCUCUCCUUCCAGACACCAAAGGUCAGUAACCAACCCCCUAAAGCAGGUCCUGAGCUAUUGAGUAAAGCAGCUCAUCUUUCCCAACAUGGAGAGAAUGAGGAAACCCUUGAGUUUGGAGGACUUCAGAAACAUGAAGGAGAAGGUGCAGGACAUGCUGAGAGGCCUCUAGGAUCUGACUGAUGUGCUAAGCUGCCUCACUAAGCACCUCAACAAGGAGGAGCAGCGACAGAAUCUAGAACAAAGGGUGUCUGAGGCCCUGAUCUCUGGUGACCUGGAGGGUCCAGCAGAUCCUCUUGUAAGUAGCUUUUUAAUGCUUUUUAAUGCUGCUGGGAUCUUGGUAAAAACACAUACAGAAUCUAUUCUGAAUGUCCUGUAUGCCUUGAUUGAGAUAUCUUAGGAGCAGCAUCUUGUGGCUGAGGCCCUGGAAAAGGGGAUCCUGUCCCUGUUGAAAGACCAGAUAAGACACCCUGGACUGAGGGCUAGGGUCAUAGUAGAAGUGAAUGCCUGUGUUCUCAAGGGACUCAGAAGUCCCAGCGUACAGUCCUUCCUACUUCAUAGUUCUCUGUCAGUUCACAUCCAUUCAGCUGGUUUGUGGCAAUUCCCUGGAACACAUGGUUUCCAGGACAACUCAGGCUUUAUAGGCUCUGUUGCUAGCCUAUGGGUAAGAGAGGGGGGGUGGAAAACUGUUAGUCUCAGGAUGGCAGUGCCAACACUGAUUAGCAGUGCCUGUCACUGUCCCCACGAUGUGGGCUGUGACCCUGAUGCAAGAUUUCUCUGUGCCCUCCGUGUUGCUGUCUCCGUCCUGCUGCAGCUGGGUGAGAAGCCUAUCUUAGUGUCUUCCUAACUAUGUUAGCUCUUGAACCAUCUGGAUGCUCCCCUCCCAGACCAUCCUCUCCCCCUGCACCCCCAAUCACUAGAACGAUGUCUUUAUAACAAACAGCUGACUUUUCUUUGAUAGAUCCCAUUCCCUUCGUGAUAAUGCCCCCAAAGCAGCCUGCAUUAUAUGCAUGGACUUUUCUAAGAGUGGCAGAUUGAUCAUAUUAAUUUUCUCUCCUUGAAAUCUCACUAAAUAAAGUACUGGAAAAGAUGUAAACCCACAAUGAUAAAGAGAACAAGGCAGCAGAUAAGAGAUUCUGACACAUCUUUGGAAACUAGCAGGUUACUAAAGGAGUUUAAGCCGGGAGGUGUGGGCCUGAGAUGUGCUGGAAGUGUAGGAGGAGACUGCUCUUCUCUCAUCUUGAGGCUUUUCUCUUUAAUAUUUUUAAGACAAGGUAAUUAAAAGUAAAAGAAAUAUAUGCUUGUAAAGCAUUUCAAAUAUUUCUCAAAGUUGAAGGCGAUCCCCCCUUCUUUCUCUAAUAUAACCACUGUUAACAUUUUGGGGUAUGUUAACAGUCUUCCUAUGAAACAGUGUUUAAAAUGGUAAUUUAGGAGCUUAUGGGUGGCUCAUUCAGUUAAGUAUCCAACUUUGAUUUUGGUUCAGGUUGUGAUCU